Molecule: messenger RNA, 5655 nt
Organism: Sporothrix brasiliensis 5110
Lineage: Eukaryota; Fungi; Ascomycota; Sordariomycetes; Ophiostomatales; Ophiostomataceae
Product: kinesin family protein
Exons: 3
Coding region: 1-5655 (1884 amino acids)
Biological process (GO): microtubule-based movement; mitotic spindle organization
Molecular function (GO): ATP binding; microtubule motor activity; microtubule binding
Source: RefSeq, a predicted model, not a curated record
AUGGAGCCCCCCGUCGCGUCGGCCGUCGCGCCCGCCGCUUCCGCCUCCUCCAUACCCUCCGCCAUCGAUACCCACGGCCAUCUCCCGCCGUCCUCUCUGCCACAAUCACCAGCGUCGCCGGGCCUCCAGCGGCCCAUGAGCGUCAUGGUCCGCCCCUCGCCCAGAAGCAACAGCCGCAUGAGCGUCGGCAGCAAAAAUGGCGGCAGCCGUGCGUCUGACGAAGACGGCCGCACCUCUGUCAAAGUUGCUGUCCGUGUUCGCCCACCGCUACGGCCAACCGAUCCCGGCUACGAUCUCAUUCCCCAGCGCUUCCAGCGCUCCAUGGUCCAGGUCAACUCCGACACAAGCCUGGCCAUCGACUCACCCCAGGGCCGCAAGCUCUUUGUCUUUGACCGCGUCUUCAGCCCCGAGGUCUCCCAGGACGGCGUCUGGGACUACCUGACCGACAGUGUCAACUCCUUCACCACGGGCUACAAUGUCUCCCUGCUGGCCUACGGCCAGUCCGGCGCCGGCAAGUCCUACACCAUGGGCACGUCCGGUCCCAGCGAGCAGGGUGACCCCGAAAUCAUGGGCGUCAUUCCACGAGCCGCCGCGGCGCUGUUUGAGAAGCUCGAGGGCCCCAAAACAAACAGCAACCGUAGCUCCAUGUCUCAUCUUCGUGCGCCCAAAGGCUACGGCGCCAGCCAGGCUGCUGCCCCCCGCGCCGACAAGACGUGGUCCCUCAAAGCCACCUACGUAGAAAUUUACAACGAGCAGCUGCGUGAUCUUCUCAUCCCCGACAGCGUCCCCACGCAUGAGCGUGCCUCUGUCACCAUCCGCGAGGACGUCAAGGGCAACAUUAUCCUGACCGGCCUGCACCAGGUCGACAUCAAUUCCGUCGACGACUUGUUGAAUGCCCUCAACUUUGGCUCCACCCUGCGCCAGACCGACGCAACCGCCAUCAACGCGCGGUCGUCGCGCUCGCACGCUGUCUUCAGCCUGAACCUCGUCCAGCGCAGGAACGGCUUCCAGUCCACCAAGGCCGAGAAGCGCAUGUCUGUCCCGCUGGAGGCCUUGACGGGAACCGAGUCCUUUGUCACAGUCGACAGCAAGUUCCAUUUUGUCGAUUUAGCCGGCAGCGAGCGCCUCAAGAACACCGGCGCCCAGGGAGAGCGCGCCAAAGAGGGCAUUUCCAUCAAUGCGGGCCUGGCUGCCCUGGGCAAAGUGAUUUCGCAGCUGUCCUCGCGCCAGGCGGGAUCCCACGUCUCCUACCGCGACUCCCGCCUCACCCGUCUGCUGCAAGACUCGCUCGGUGGCAAUGCCAUCACCUACAUGAUUGCAUGCGUGACGCCGGCCGAGUUUCACCUCAGCGAAACCCUCAACACCGUCCAGUACGCCCAGCGCGCCCGUGCGAUCCAGAGCAAGCCGCGCAUCCAGCAGGUCGAAGAGGGCGACAAGCAGGCGAUUAUUGACCGUCUCAAGGCAGAGGUCGCCUUUUUGCGCGAACAGAUUCGCAGCGCCGCCUCCAACAGCAGCCCCGGCGAGCGUCGUGUCAUGUCUGCGACGGAGCGGUCCGAGCGCCAGGGCGAGCGGGAAGUGGAGAUGCAAAACGCGUUGCUGGAUGCCCAGGAGAACUACUCUGCGCUCAGCCAGCGGCACGCAAAGCUUAUUGCCGAGAUGGCCAAGGCGCGCGAUAUUGAGGCGGCUGAGAUGCAGCAGCACCAGCUGGCAGAGGCCGAGGCGGGUGAGGACAGCGCGACAGAGCGGCUAAAUCGCUCCAACACGUUUGCCCACGCCGUCGAGCAGGUCGUCCUCGAGUAUGAAAAGACGAUCCAGUCGCUCGAGCAGUCCCUGUCCAGCACCCGCGCCACCCUCGCCAACACCGAAACCAGCUUGCUGGAGAAAGAGUCCAAAUGCGCCUACGCAGACACCAUCAACACACAGCUCCAGGCACGUCUGCAGAAGCUGAUGGACCGCGAAGCCAACACCGAAAACUACCUCCACGACCUUGAGUCUAAGCUCGAUGGCCACACGUCGGGCGAAGAGAAGAAUGCCACCAUCAUCAUUGAGCUCCGCAAGGAGAUUGCCCGCAUUCGCGAGAAUGAGGCCACCUGCGAGGACUACAUCUCCACCCUCGAGGAACGUCUCGCCGAGGCCGACCAGGACGCCGAGCUGAUGCAGCGCGAGAUUGACCGCCUCGAGCAGGUCGUCGAGCGCCAGCGCAGCCUGGGCAAGCUGGACUCGCUGCUGUACGAGCUCGACAACAUGCAGCAGCAGGACGGCAGCGCCGGCCCGGGCAUCACGUCUGGUGUCGACAACAACAACAACACCGAAACGGCCGUCAACGGCAGCGGUAACAAUGUCGCCCCCAAUGGCAUGGGCCACGGCCACCGCCGCACGGCCAGCCGCAGCAUCGAGCACCACGCACGCAGCCUCAGCCAUGUGAGCCGCCACAGCCAUAGCCACAGCCACAGCACGGACGUCAUCCCCGAAGAGGAGGACGGCGAGCCCCUGGCGGCCGCGGCCCCCGAGAUCCAUGCUACGAUUGAGGAAGAGGCGGGCCCCGAGCAGGAGCAAGCGGCCGAGGGCGAGGGCGAGGGCGAGGGCGAGGGCGAGGGCGAGGGCGACGACGAAGUCACUCCGAACGGCGAGACCGCUGCCGCUGAGCAGACCAACGGCGUGCCAAAGUCCGUGACGCCGCGCCCGUCUCAGGCUUCAUUGCACACGACCAAGCGUUCCGAAAGCUUCACCAGCUCGGCGCAGUCCAAGUUUGUUGCCGACAAGCUGGAGGUCGUGACGCAGGAGCUGGUCGACCUCCGUGUCGAGCACGAGUCCACGGUGACCGAGUUUGAGCUGCUGCACGCCAAGUACGAGGAGGCGCUGCGCACGCUUGCCGAGCUCCAGGACGCCGUCGACGAGGCCCGCCACCCGAGACAGACCGUCCGCGACUCCAUCUUGUCCGCUGCCGAGACAUCGCAGACCCGCCCGUCGUCGUACCUGUCCGACGCGCGGUCGAGCGAGCCCGAGAAGAACCGCCACUACUCGUCGUCGCGGUCGCUCUCCUCGGAGCUGUCGUCUGCGCUCGAGUCGCCCGCUGCCAUGGAGCACUCGGACGCCGAGACCCUGGCACCCGUCAAGAAGGGCACGCGUCCCACGAGCAUCGAUGUCGCCGCUGCUGCUCUGGCCAUUCCCCAGGUGCGCGACAUUGAGCCUUCUGAGAACGCAGAGGAGCAGCCGCAGGCCGAGCAGGCCGAGCAGACCGACGAGCGCGACGUUGCCCACGAGGCGGCCGUGCCCCAGUCGCCUUCGGUCAACGGCCGCGGCCUGAUCAUGUCGCCCUCCAGCGACAGCAUCCUGGAAGCCGAGGUGGAGCGCCUGCGCGCCUUGGCCGCCGAGAAGGAAGAGGCCGAGAAGACGCUCUCGGGCAAGUACGCCGAACUGGAGCAGCAGCACCACCAGACCCUCGACAUGGUCGAGGAGCUCAAGACGGAGGUGGCCAAGGCGCAGCAGGCGGCCGAAGUGACGUCGCCGCGCUCGUCGACGCCCGUGAUUCGUCGCAAGUCGAGCCAGAACGUCAUGAUUAUCGAUCGUGCGCACCGGUCGUUUGCGUCGCUGCGGAACAUUGCGACGGAGAACUUUGAGGGCAACCCGGACGUCAUGCAGAACUUUGAGCUGAACAUCAACGCGGCCAUGCACGAGCUGCACGCGCGCUCCGAGCGCAUCCAGGAGCUCGAGGCCGACGUCGCGUCGACCAAGAAGGAGAUGGACACCAAGAUGGCCAUCAUCUCGGGCCUGACGCGCGAGCGCUCCAGCUUGAAGAGCUCGCCCAUGGACAUGUCUGUGGUGUCGACGCUGCGCGACCAGCUGGAGAAGAACGAGAGGCAGAUGAACCAGCUCAAGAGCGCACAGGCGGCGCGCGAGCAGGAGCUGCAGACCGAGCUGGAGAGCCUCCGGGCGUCCCUCAAGCCCGACGGUGGCAUCGACACCCGCAACACGGCCCAGGAGCAGGAGCACGCCGACAAGGUGCGCGGCCUGGAGGCCGAGCUGGCUGGCUGGGAGACGAAGCACGAGACGGCCCUGGCGUCGAUGGGCGCGACCGAGAAGCAGAUGAAGGAGCACAUUGCGCAGCUCGAGUCGCAGCUGGCCGCGGCCAACGAGCAGCUCGCGGCGUCGGCCAAGAACACCGAGGCCAGCACCAAGCAGGAAGAGCAGGUGCAGAUGCUGCGCACGGAGGUCGACGAGUACAAGGCCAUUAUCAACAGCAACGCGGCCAAGGUCGCGGAGCUCGAGGCGGCCCACGCGUCGGCCAAGUCGGCGCUCGAGGAGGCCGUGGCGGCACGCGAUGCUGCCUCGGCGGCGGCGGCGACGCACAAGUCGCUGGUGUCGCAGCUCGAGACCAAGAUUGCCGACCACGAGAAGGCGCUGGCGACACACAAGGAGGGCCUCGCGACCCUCGAGGCCGACCACGCGCGCGAGCUGGAGACGCUGCAGGCGUCGUCGCGCAAGGAGUACGACGACGAGGUGCAGGUGCUCAUGACGGAGCAUGCGGAGAACAUUCGCAUCCUGGAGAGCGACCUGACGGAGGCGCGCGAGGACCUCAUGAAGGUGGCAACGCAGGUGGCGUUUGCGCUGGGCCUGGACGUCAGCGUGGAGAAGAUUACGGAGCGCAUCGAGGACCUGAUUGCGGACCAGAAGGCGCUCGGCGUGGAGCAGAACAAGUCGUACGAGCUGCAGGAGACGGUCAAGGAGCUGACGAGCAUCAGCGACUCGGUGAUGCGCGACCUGGAGACGGCGCGCGCGACGCUGACGCAGGUGCUGGGCCCGGACGCGGAGGUGAACCGCAAGCCCAACGCCACCGUGGCCGAGCAGGCGGCGGCGGUGCAGAAGCGGCUGACGGAGCUGGAGACGAAGAACAAGAAGCACUCGCGCCUGGUGGACGAGCUCGAGGAGCAGCUGCAGACCAACUUCGACCAGGCGCAGAUCACGACGAACCGGCUGUCGACGCUGCAGUCGGAGCGGCACCAGCAGCUGGAGGAGGCGACGUCGGCCAAGAUCCGCAUGCAGUCGGAGCUGGACGCGAUCCGCGAGGAGUACGCGGCGCUGCAGGCGCGGUUCGAGGGCAUCCUGCCGGCGGACGGCAGCAGCGCGCCGCAGCGGUCCAACUCGGCCAGCUCGCAGCUGCGCAAGAGCUCGUCGGUGGCGUCGCUGCCGUCGCCGCCGCCGGCCAUCCCGCUGCCGCCGCUGCCGAGCUCGAGCUCGCCGCCGCCGACGGCCAACAACGUGCCGUCGACGCCGACGACGAUGCGGCCGCCCAGCAAGGACAUUGCGCUGCACCAGAUCCAGCAGGACCAGGAGGCGCGGAUCCGCACAAUCGAGAAGCACCUGGACGCGGAGAAGCAGCUCACGCAGACGCUGGAGGAGGCGCUGUCGGACCUCGAGGAGCAGUCCAAGAAGCUCAAGACGGACUGCGACGCGUGGCGCCGGCGCGCGCAGGAGCUGGAGAGCGAGAACAAGGAGCUCAAGGACAAGCCGGCGCAGGACAACCGGUGGAGCCUGCACCAGGUGGAGGAGGAGCGCAAGAAGCGGCGCGACGCCGAGAUUGCGCGCGCCCACCUCGAGGAGCGCAUGAACGCCAUCAGCAAGAAGAAGAAGAAGGGCUCUCUGAACUGCUUCUGA